GCGGGGGCGGGGGAAGCGGCGGGGCCCGGGCGGCGGACGGCACGGGGGCUGACAUCGCGCAGCGGGGACGAUGGAGGCGCAGGGCGGGCGCUGCAAGAUCGUGGUGGUGGGGGAUGCGGAGUGCGGCAAGACGGCGCUGCUGCAGGUGUUCGCCAAGGACGCCUACCCCGGGAGCUACGUCCCCACCGUCUUUGAGAACUACACGGCGAGCUUCGAGAUCGACAAGCGCCGCAUUGAGCUCAACAUGUGGGACACCUCAGGUUCCUCUUACUACGACAAUGUCCGGCCCCUGGCCUACCCAGACUCGGAUGCUGUGCUCAUCUGCUUCGACAUCAGCCGGCCAGAGACGUUGGACAGUGUCCUCAAGAAGUGGCAGGGGGAGACGCAGGAGUUCUGCCCCAAUGCCAAGGUGGUGCUGGUUGGGUGUAAACUGGACAUGCGGACAGACCUGGCCACCCUGCGGGAGCUGUCAAAGCAGAGGCUCAUCCCUGUCACACACGAGCAGGGCACUGUGCUGGCCAAGCAGGUGGGGGCUGUGUCCUACGUAGAGUGCUCCUCCCGGUCCUCAGAGCGCAGUGUCAGGGACGUCUUUCACGUGGCCACUGUGGCAUCCCUGGGCCGAAGCCACCGGCAGCUGCGACGCACUGACUCGCGCCGGGGCCUGCAGCGAUCCACCCCACUGUCGGGCCGGCCGGAGCGGGGUGGUGAGGGCGAGAUGCACAAGGACCGGGCCAAGAGCUGCAGCCUCAUGUGAGGGCCCGGAGGGCAAGGUGGGAGGGCACCUAGGCUUCAUCUGCGACCCCAGCCAGGAAGUUGCUAGGGCAGGGGGUGGGUGGCACCAUGCCUCAUCCUCUUUGUCUCUCUCUGCCGGAACUUGAGGGAGCUCAGUUUGGGCAUCAAGUGUGAGCCAGGAUGGACAAUGGCCACUCAGGAAGCCAGCGUCACGCAGUGACCUUGCUGUCUCCUCCGCAAAGGGCCCUCCCUCCUGCCCUGGCCCCACAGCCUGGCCCUGGCUCCUGUCCCCACGGCAAGAGUCAGUCUGUGAGCUCCAUUCCCGGUCCUCUCCUCCUCCUCAUUGCCUGCAUAGUGCUACCCCCAGACCCUACACCCAGCUAAGAGAAGCCCCUCUGCACACCCUCUGGACCUGGCCUCCCUUUCCCACCUGGGACAGUCCCGAAAUAAAGCCCAAGUCCUUGG
Octodon degus (degu) is the source of this 1197-nucleotide messenger RNA. RefSeq names its product Rho family GTPase 2 (gene Rnd2). The transcript is spliced from 5 exons. NCBI's taxonomy places the organism in Eukaryota, Metazoa, Chordata, Mammalia, Rodentia, Octodontidae. Gene Ontology annotation, biological process: small GTPase-mediated signal transduction. The record is from RefSeq and is a predicted model, not a curated record. Bases 71 to 754 code for a protein of 227 amino acids. Gene Ontology annotation, molecular function: GTPase activity; GTP binding.